This is a messenger RNA of Rotaria socialis, 2061 nucleotides long. Lineage: Eukaryota; Metazoa; Rotifera; Eurotatoria; Philodinida; Philodinidae. The record is from the annotation of a GenBank genome assembly.
AUGGCAGAUUGUUAUGGCAAAUUUCGAGCAUCAUUGAAAUCAAAUGAAAGUAAACCUAAAAUAGGACUGACAAAACAAACAUGGCUUGAUACUCCGUUUAUUAUCCGAGGAAAAUAUGAAGGAAUACCUGUUUGGUAUUAUAUUCUCGUUUCUUUCGAUAAAAUUAAACAUAUUAAAAGUCAACCAAUAGGAAAAACAUUAAAUUCUAUUGAAUUCGGUAAUAUUAUUCAAUAUCGUGAUGAUCAACAACGUAUAUGUUCCAUGUUUGGAUGGGGAAUAAAUCCACCUAAAUCAUUAAAAACAUGGUUCGAGCAAAAUUAUGGUGUGUAUAUAUUCGUAUUUAUACGUUUUAUUCUUAUUGAAAUGAAUUCAAAUUUAGAUGAUGGAACUAUUGAUGAAACUAUAAAUAUAAAAUAUGAAAAAGAUGAUAUUCGAUUAUGUACAAUACAACGUUUAAGAUUCGAUGAAUUAAUUGGAAUUAAUCAAUUCUAUCACAAAAGAGAUCAUUUUCAUUAUAUAAGAUUAUCGACUGGUUCUCAAACAAGUCUUGCUUAUCGAUCGGGCAUGAGAAAUUUCGAUCGAUUGAUUUCUUUCAAUGGCAUUAAUAUUGAACAAGAAACACCUGAAAAAAUAGCGGAACGAUUUAAAAAGGAAUGCUAUCGCCCUAUUCAAAUACUUGUUUGUAGUCCAGCAACAUAUCAACAUUAUAAAUUGAAUAAUAUAAAUAUACAUGCUAAUCUCUCUACUGUUCAAUUUUUAGAACCAGCAUUUGAUCUAUCAUUAUCGAACCUAGAAAUAUCAACACCAUUAAAUAUAAGUAUGAGAGAAAAAUUUGUUGUUGUACAAAUGGAAACUAAUAAUCUUAUGUGUACAGUAACUGAAUCAUCAGAUUUGAGACAAGUCAAUGAUAUUUAUUUAAUAGAAAAUCAAGGAAAAUUUCAUAGUGGACAAAUCAAAUUUAAAGGUUCACAAGAUCAAUGUGAACAUUUUCGUUAUCACUGUAUCCAUCAAUUUCAUAAUGAGAAUAUUGAUAGAAUAUUGGAUUAUAACAAAUCAAUAGCUAAAAUAAAUCAACACACUAGAAUUCCAUCGGAGAAAAACAUUUUAGAUAUGUUUUGUUUUUCAGUUGAAAUAACUCGCUUUGAAGAUCUUCCAAAUGAAAUCAUAUUUGAUAUAUUAAACUAUUUAACACUUGAACAUAUACAUUGUAGUUUUAUCGAUCUCAAUAGUCGAUUGAAUAGCCUCAUUCGAUCUUCAAAUAAUUUAACAUUGAUUUUUGAUGAAAAGCCUGAUCGAUUAUUAAUGGAAUCUUAUAAAUUUCAACUAGUUCAUUUAAUAAUUGAUACAUCAAAUGAAUGUGAUUUAGCUCAGUUUUUUAAUUUACAUUCAUUAAUAAUAUAUAAUAGAAAUUUAAAUCAUAUUAAACAGAUUCGACCCAAAACAUUGCCAAAUCUUGUUAAUUUAUUAUUUUUAUUAAAACCUGAUUUUAAAGUUCCAGUUGAGCUGAUCGAUGAUAUAUUUUCUAAUAGAUUUCCAUAUAUCCGAUAUGUUAAUUUAGGUCAUAUAGAUAAACCAUUUAUUAAAUCGUGGUCAAUAACAUAUUCACUGGAAAUUUUAUUUAUUCGUUGUGAUCAAUUAAUGAUUAUUGAAAAUAUUCUUGAAGCUAGUCCUAAUUUAAAAUAUUUUCAAAUUCAUAUUUUAAAUAAUUUCAAUAAUAUUCAUAUUUGUUCGUCAUCAUUUAAACAUCAACUUAAAAGAUUUACUUUAUGGUCUGAUGAUAUAGAAUUAAAAUUAAAUCAAAUUGAUGCUCUUCUUACUUAUAUACCUUAUGUAACACAUUUAUAUGUGCAAACAACAUGUCAAAUACCAUUUAUUGAAUUAGCUAAAAAUAUUAUUUAUCGAUUACAUCUUUUAUCUCAAUUCGAUUGUUUUAUUAAAGAAAUUUUGACGAAAAAUGAACGAAUUUAUGAUUUAGAUGAUAUUCAUAAAAUAUCUUCGUUAUUUCAUACAAUUGAGUGUGUUGUAGAAAAUGACAAAUUUAGAACAUUUGCCACAGAAUAA